Messenger RNA from Didymodactylos carnosus, 5172 nucleotides. NCBI's taxonomy places the organism in Eukaryota, Metazoa, Rotifera, Eurotatoria, Philodinida, Philodinidae. The record is from the annotation of a GenBank genome assembly.
AUGGAUGCCUACAACUCGAAUCCAGCCGCCUUCUUAGGGCAUCUUCUUAUAACAAAUAAUGAAAGUUCAUUUCAUGUUAGUGUUCCAAAAACGUACGGAUUUUUAAAACUUCGAAUUUUGUUUAGACUAAUAACGUUAGCAGACAACUCAAUGAUGACCGAUUUACACAGUAACUUUAUAUCGUCUUAUUCAACAAACGAUUGUCAUGAUAUGCUUCAAGUUUUGAAUAAUGACUCGUCGUCACCACCAAAAAAAUACUUUCCAUCGACGAGUAAUCCUAAAAAUGUUAAUACACACGUAUCGUUAACAACUGAUAUCGAGAAGGAUGACCAUGGAUCUGAUUCAAUAGCGAACGCAAAUAAAAUUGAUGAAACAACAGAGGUUAAAAUCGAACUUUCAUCAUCUAGUCAAAACAUUACGUAUCCAUCAAGUCAAGAAUCAUCGUAUCCAGUGCCAUUAGCUUCGUCGCCUACAAAUCUUGUUCGAUUCAUAACGGAACAGACACUUAUGCCAUCGUUGAGUCAGAUAGAUGAUGGUGAUUUUUCGUCAUCAACAUCUGAAAACGAGUUGAAUAAUAAUAACGAGAACGACGAUGAAACCAUAAUUAAGUCUCCCGUAAAAACUGACAAUGAUCAGCUAUUGUUAAACUUUCCGUCGCCUAUCAUUAGUGAGCAACCUAUUCAAAUUUUAGCGUUAGCUGAACAAUCUAGUCAAAAUUUUGCUUCACCCAUGGAAGUGAACGAUAAUACUGCUACUGCUUCUCUUCAACAUUCAUCUCAUCAAUCUAGUCUUUCAUCAUCAUCAUCAUCAUUAUCCAUCUCACCAAUUAUCGAUCAACGCCCAUCUUCGGCACCAGCUCUUUAUUUAUCACGUCCGUCCACACCCAAAUCAUCAUUGCCAUGUUUUUUAGUAUCCCCAAAUCGAAACCUGAAUAGUGAAGAAAAGAAAUUGACAACAUCCACGGCGACUGUUGGUUCACCAAUACAUAUUGUGAAAUACUCAUCAUCACCGUCAAAAGCAUUAGUUAUUUCUGCUAAUUCUACUUCGCCAUCGAUGAGCCCGAAUAUUGUACGUAAUCCACAAAAUACGAUAAAAACAGCUACAAAUGGUAUUAAUCUAGUCAAUGUUACGCGCUUGCCAACAUCAUACGGUCAAUUAACUCCAAGUGUUGCAUUAAACACACCAUUUGUUACUGCUGCCCUCAAAUCUAGUGCAACUAAUUUAUCAUCACCAACGAAGAAAAAUAUUCCCGAAUCCUCUCCUUCAUCAAAACCAUCUGAGCAAAACACACAACCAACAUCAACCACUACGACAACAACGCUGAUCGAAUCCUCGAGUACUAUUCAAAAUACAACAAAUUUGAGCAAUAUAACAGCAAAUAAUAUAAAUGUAAAUAAUAUUAACGUCAAUAUACAUACGACCAAUUUACAACCAGUGCCAUCAUAUAAUCAAAAUCAAAAUAAUAAUUCAAAUAUAAAUAAUACGAAUACACGUUGUAACACAAACAUGAAUCGUAAACAGCGUUAUCAGCAUGCACAAAUUUCACAAUUUGACGAAAAACAAACGACCGAAAUUGUUUCACAAUUAUUGAAAAAUAUUAAAGAAGAAACAAAACGUCGUGAAGAAAGUCGAUCACAACAACAUCAACUGGAAAGUGGAGUCGGUGGUACUACUCAGCAUCAGUCAAUUAAUUUAACUGAUUCAUCAUCAUUGACAACAACAAAUUACAACAUUAAUAUUAGCAAUAUCGAUGUUGAUACAGCAACAAAUAUACAAAAGCAGUGUGCAACAACAAUGACUAGUAAUAGUGAUUCUUCAUCGGCAAAAUGGCCUCAACAGAAUAUUGCUCAUCAUUUGAACUCUGUUAUCCGCGUUCAACCGAUAGUUGAUAUGAAAACACCAGCGAACGACAGUUCUGUUAAAGCAGUCCCGUCAAAUGAUAUUUCACAAACCUCCUCAUCAAUCUUUUUUCCUUCUCCUAUAACAAAUCAACAACCACAACAAAUGACUACUAAUACUAAAAAGCGUUCAAGAUCAAAAAAGCAACAACAAGCUCCAGAAACAACAACAAAUUUAAAUGAUAUAACAAUGAAUGAUUCUAAUGGUUUCAAACGCGUUAUUAUUAAAGGCGAAAAUGAGUUAUAUACGGAACAAGUUCCAUUUUCAACUUUGCCAUCACCGAAAUUGAGUUGUCCAACUAUUGUUAAAAGUCGAACAAAUUCAACAACAACAGCACCUACCGGUCAGAAGAAUACUAAAAAUUCUAUCUUGACAAAUACACAAGUAGAUUUCAUACAUGUACCUUAUGGAUGGCGUCGUGUUGUCGCUUCUGAUUUAGUUAUUUAUUUAAGUCCAACAAAUACAGUACUUGAUUCAUACGAAUCUGUUCGGCGUUAUCUUGAAACACCGUCAACGUGUAAAUGUGGUUUACAAUGUCCUCUUGUAGUAGAAAAAGUAUUCAAUUUUAAGCCAACUGUUCAAUCAAAAUCAUGGGAAGUCACUCAGGUACUUGAAGGUACCCACUGUAGACAAAAAUCGAAUAUUCUCGAAAUGGCCACGUUAACAAAUUGUAUCGAUUCAUUUGGCGAACUUGAACAAAAGACGAUUAAGCGUCGAAAGCGACCACAUUCUGAACUCAAUACUGGUAAUGUUUUUGUUUGUUCAUCAACGGCUGAAUCGAAACCAUUUGCUAUUAAUACGACAUCAACUAUUCAAACAUGUGCAUUACAAAGCAAUCAUGAUUCAUCUUCAUCAUCGUCCUCUCUAUCUCCAUUAGCAUCCAAUACAGCAAUACCGGUAUUAUCAUCAACAAACAAUAGUGAGUUACAAUUGCAACGGUUCAUCGAUGAACAUGCGCUUUCGUGGAAUGGUACCCAGACAUUUUCUGGCUUGCCAACUAAACGUCCUCGAGGUAGGCCACGUAAAAUGGCAAAGUCAUCUGAUGUUGUCUGUAACCAAACAGGCAAACUUUCAACUGUGUCUUCAUCGUUUAAACAACAUGUUCAACAGUAUCCUUCUCUAUCAGACGUUGAUUCGAGUCAUGAAUUACCACCUGCCAUUGCUAUUCCAACCUCAACAACAUCGAUAAUACAAAAUGCGGCAAUACCGUCAUCGAUCUUAUCUCCACCAGCCUCUGUUUCAUCGUCUCAAACAGGUUUACAUCGUAACAGUACAUCUCCGUCGACAACCACGUGUUCAUCAACAAACCAAACGAUUCGUUAUUUAAAUGACAUUAGUCUAACGCCACCAUCAGUUGUUUUAAACGAUACAAAUUUUAUCACACGUCUCCCGUCACUUUUCGAUUCGGUUAAAUCAUCAACAACAAAUGAAUCGACAUAUGCUGUGUUAUCCGGCGUUCAAAAUGUUCUUUUCUCUCCUCCUGACAAAUGUGUACGCCGUGAUUCUAUAACCACAACAGCGAACUCACCAACAAAUAAUUCAAUGUCAAUCAAUACAGUCGCAUCAAAUAAACAAGUGACACUUAAUAUGAAUGCACUUAAACCCGAUUUUAUUCGUUAUCCAGCCCAGAAACCUUUAACAAAUCACAUUGAUGCAAUAUCAUUGACAGGUGCAACAAAUCAUAUCCUUUUAGGUAAUUCAUCAUCGUCAACAAUAAUAAAUUGUAAAAAUAUCGUUAGUGGUGGUAAUAUGGAUCCAAUAUCGACAACAAAUGACGAACAAAAUUUUGAUAAUUCAUUACAUCAUCAGCAAUACACUGUCGAACAACCGCAACAACAAUCUAAUUCGUUUACAGUCGAUUUUGAUCCAUCGAUAACCGAUUUUCUUUUAUCAGCAAUGGCGUCUGGUACAUCGAUUGAUUCAAAUCGCAUUGUUAAUCAUUUAUUUAAUAAAGCGCAAAAUUCAAAUAAUCGAACGUUAGGUAAUCAACCGGCAGCACAGCAAGUACAAUUAUCAAAAUUAGAUCAGACAUCGCUUGAUUCGUCAAUAAAAAAUGUUGUCAAAUCAUCGACGAGAACAGGUAAAGUAAGAAAAACAACAACAAAUACGAAAAAAUCGACAACUACAAUGAAAAAUAAUUCAGCAGUCGACACAAUGAUAUUUAAUGUACCGACAAAUUUACUAACGGAUAAUUGUACAACAAAUACUCAGUAUUGUAAGAAAAAUGUAUUCGAAGAAAACUCUUUAACAAAGAACGUUUUAAAUGAUGAUCAAACACAACAAAUAUUUCUUAUAAAUAAUAAACCGUAUGUCAUUCAACAAGUUAAUCAUGAACAACAGCAACGUUUGUCACUGGAUACACCAUCAACACUGUUAACACAAUCGACUAUGGCAGACGAUAAUGACAUGCUACAGCCGCGAUCAGAUUUGUCAAUGUCAGACAAAAACAAUUGUAAUCCUUCUUCCGCAUCAAAUAGAACGGUCAAAGAAUCAAAUACUGAUGACAGUGGUAAUUGUUAUCUGUUGAACGGUCCUGUGGAACCCAAAACUCUUCGAACAUUACUCAAAGGUUUAAACUCAUCACCACUUGGUGUCGAUAAUUUAAUCAAUACAAUAAAUCGUCUUGAGAAUGGAAAUAUCGAUAAUCCAUUGAAUGAAGAUGACUGUGGACAUAAUCUAUUAAAAUCGGUACGUACAACGAAUAAGAAUAGUCCGGUUAAAGUUACGAAUGCAAAAUCACGUCGACCGACAGCAACUGAAAAUAAAAAAUUAAAAUUAAAAACAAAUCAAACAGUGAUGGUCACAUCAUCGUUGAACGGAAAUCCAAUAACAACAGCACCAUCUCUACCAGUUGAAACAAAUAAUCAAGAUAAUUGGCAAACGCAAGUGUUGAUUCCACCAUCUUCGACUAUGGUCGAUUUUAAUUCAUUCGAUUUUAGUUUAAAUAAUUCAUCUUGGCAAAUAAACGAUAAUAAUUUAAAUAAUUUAUUAUUAAACGAUGAUUUCGAUACAACAUUUGAUGAUGUUAAUUUUGAUUUUGAACCAUUACUAGGUGAUAUAUCAACAUCAUCUAAAACUCUUUUACCAUCAUUAUUUGAUGAUAGAAUAAAACUACACGAUACGUUCGAUUUUAUUUCUUCAUCAAAAAAUAUUACGUCAACAACAGCUAAUUCAUUAUUGCUACCAAGUGUCAGUCAUUUAUUAACAAACAAUUCAUCAAUUUCUGGCACAACAACCACAACAACAACGAUAUUGUCUGCUGCUCGUCCUUAA